Molecule: messenger RNA, 1002 nt
Organism: Torulaspora delbrueckii
Lineage: Eukaryota; Fungi; Ascomycota; Saccharomycetes; Saccharomycetales; Saccharomycetaceae
Gene: TES1
Product: palmitoyl-CoA hydrolase
Exons: 1
Coding region: 1-1002 (333 amino acids)
Biological process (GO): acyl-CoA metabolic process; fatty acid catabolic process
Cellular component (GO): peroxisomal matrix
Molecular function (GO): fatty acyl-CoA hydrolase activity
Source: RefSeq, a predicted model, not a curated record
AUGAGUUCGAAAAGCACUAGUUUGGAAAAGAUUUUGGAGCUUACUAGAGUGUCUGCGACGAGAUUUGUGACUACAGCUCUUCCAGCUGCUCCUGUUGGAUCUCGAGGUACUUUUGGAGGUACUUUAGUGGCACAGUCUUUAUUGGCAUCCUUGCAUACAGUUCCCGUGGAUUUUGUUCCUACAUCUUUGCAUUGUUAUUUCGUCAGUGGGGGAGAUCCGAGCAGAAAGAUCUUUUAUGAAGUACAGGAUCUCAGGCAUGGGAAGAACUUCAUUCAUAAACAUGUGAGGGCUUAUCAGAGUAAACGUUUAGUGUUUACGUCGGCGAUUUUGUACGCUAGAGAGAAGAAAGACCAUGAUUCGUUGCAUUUCCUAAAGACCAUAAAGUCAUCAGAAUUGCCAAAACCAGAGAAGUUUAAAGAUGCUGCAGAACUAUUCAAGUCGCAGGUGGUAGAGAAUGGAAAUUUGGAGAGGUAUGGUCAUUUGCAAGCCGGGUUCAAAGAACCCAGUUAUGCUGAGAGGUUUAUCAGUUCAUUCCAUCAUUCACCAAUUGAAUAUAGGUUCCCACAGGAUAUGUUUUAUUCUCACCAUCCUACAGAUUUACUCGAAAAGUACGCACGAAUCAGAGAUCCCGUUACUGUUAAGAAGACUCAUGAUCAUGAUCCUUCAAGGACUAUCACACCUGAAAAUGAUCAUCGCUACAACUACGUGGCGUUUGCUUACCUCUCAGAUUCCUAUUUCUUGUUGACCGUACCUUAUUUCCAUCAGCUGCCAAUGUACUCUCACAAAUUCAGUGUUUCUUUAGAUCACUGUAUCCAUUUCCAUCAACUCCCAAGGGUCAAUGACUGGAUCUACCUGCAGGUCAGGAAUCCAAGAUCUUACUGGGACAAGCACGUAUUGCAAGGCGAAUAUUUCAACGGUCAGUCGGGAGAGAUUAUCGCUAGCGUAUCUCAGGAAGGGUUAGUCGUUUAUGACUCUGAAGAAGAGAUCAAGGCUAAAUUCUAA